AGGAGGAGGAGGAGGAGGAGGAAGAAGGAGGAGGAGGAAGAAAAGUACGAAGAAGAAAUAUUUAUAGAGGUUAUGUUGAAGAAGAAGAAAAGGAGAUGGAAGAGGAGGAAGAGGAGGAGGAGGAGGAACAAGAAGAACAAAGUGGAAGACAUGAUAACCAGGAGGAGGAAGAGGAGGAAGAAGAAGAAGAAGAAGAAAAUCAUUAUCAGAAAAAGAAGAAAAAAAGAAGAAAAAUAAGCAUAUGAAAAGUCAGUAAUCCUCCUCCUCCUCCUCCUCCUCCUCUUCCUCCUCUCCUCUCUUCUUCCUCCAUUCCUUCACCUCUUUGUCACUCUUUCCUCCCUUACAUGAGAGAGAGAGAGAGAGAGAGAGAGAGAGAGAGAGACAAAGAGAAAGAAAGAAAGAAAGAAAGAGAGAGAGAGAGUGAGGCCAUGGUUGUGGACUAAUGUAUAUCAUAAACGAAACAGCUAAAUCAAUAAUAUGUAUUUUAAUAGAACAAACAAGAAGAGUGAGAAUUAUGAACAAAAACACUACCUUAACACAUUCAUACAAACUAAAGUACUUGGACAAAUGUAUAGUUUCCGAAUGUAGUUAUUUUAUACAUUUAUACAUGACAUCUGGAAGCCUUUUUAGCAUGACAAGACUUCAAGAGGGGCAUUUUUAAGCUUAGGGAAGGGUAUGUUAUAUUUUGCAUUAUCUAUGUAUUCAAAGACUAUAAGGUCGGUUGCUAUGUUAAGACGCCUCCGCCUCUCACACAUCUAUUUCCAAGGGGCAGAAAAGAGAUGAUUCACGUUGUAAUGCAUGGUGUUUUAGGUUCACGGUACAGGGGAAGGGUCGAACUACCACCAGGGUCAUGAAACUACCCCUGGAAAUGACCUAGACUCCCACGAAAGCCUUGUCAAAUGUGUGUUUCUUAGGUUCACGGUACAGAAGAAGGUUGUCAAAUGUGUGUUUCUUAGGUUCAUGGUACAGGGGAAGGGUCACACUACCACCAGGGUCAUGAAACUACCCCUGGAAAUGCCCACAACACCCACGAAAGCCUUGUCAAAUGUGUGUUUCUUAGGUUCACGGUACAAAGGAAGGGUCGAACAACCACCCGGGUCAUAAAACUACCCACCCUUUAAAUGCCCACAACACCCACGAAAGCCUUGUCAAAUAUGUGUUUCUUAGGUUCACGGUACAGAGGAAGGGUCGAACUACCACCCGGGUCAUAAAACUACCCCUGGAGAUGCCCACAACUCCCACGAAAGCCUUGUCAAAUAUGUGUGCUUGGGCGGCGAAAUGUCUAAGAAUACGGACUUUCAGAUUUCAGUUCAACUCUCCCACACUUGAUAAGGCUUUGGUAGAGGUUGUGGGUCUUUCCAAGGGUAGUUUUAGGAGCCUGGUGAUAGUGUGACAAGGCUUCUGCACCAUGAACCUGAAAAAAACACUUAUGAGAACGCGAUUCAUCUCGUUUGUGGCCUUUGUAAAUAGUGGUUAUCGGAGCCGGAAGUGUCGGAGAAUGCGUAGGAGCGGCUGUGAUCGCGGCGUUUACUGUCGCGGCGGGAGUUUUCCAUACGUGUCAAAUCGAGAAAUUUUAUGUUCCUGUCCUUUAUCACCACGUACGUGCCAUAUAUCAAGAGAACCGGAAAAGUGUACUGAUUCCGAGCCUGCAACUGGAAAUUCAAUACAAGCAAAAUCACAUAAAUAACACGGAGUUGAGACCAAACAAACUUGAGAAACGGUUCAUGCAGGAUUUUGUUUUGCCGUCAUUAUCUUAUUCUAGGUGUAGUUUACUGUACUUAAUUUAUGCUCUUGAUAUGCGAUGGUAUACUCAGUUUUCCGAAUUAUCAUCUGGAAGCUAAAUUACAGUGGGUGAUUUCAAGCUUCUCCCAUUCUCUCUGCCCCACUGUUGCCAGAUCAUCGUACUCAGAGCCUCAUAUUUACCGGUUUCUGAGCCAUAGGUAUUGCGAAAAAACACCAAUAACAAACCAUUUUAACGCUAACUAUAUAUGAAGGCAGUUAGUGGGGUCGAGGAUUCAGUUUUGGGGUCGGAAAUCGGGAAACAUCGGAGGCUGAGUAUGACAAUCUGGCAACGUUGCUCUGCUGGUCACCCGAACAUGGUCACUCUGGCUGAUUGGCAAGUCCGUUUCGGCGUUGUCUCCCACGGGUCCUUUCCUCCCCGCUGCUCUGCCACACCGUCCCAACACCUAUCUCAUAACCUCAUAGUUCUUUUUACAUCAAAGGAGACGGCUCAGGGGCAACAAAAAGAGCGCAAAAAAAAAAAAAACGCUACUCGCCGCUCCCGUAAAAGACGAAAGUAAAGAGUAGCCGAAAGUGACGUCAUUUUCGGGUACCUCUAGUUGACAUAUGAGAGGAAGGGAUAGGUGUUGGGACUGUGGUUGAACUGCGUGAAGGAAAGGACCAGCGGGUGCCAACUCAGAAAUGACCUCGCCAAAGUGGUUUCAGUAUAGGUCCAGGGCACUCUCUAGUAUUCUUUUUUUUUGUGUGUGUGUGUGUGUUGCUUGUAACGCCGGUAGGCUCUCUUGAGGGGUCUCUUGAACGGCCCCAGCUCGUUAGUGGCGCGGGCGAAUCUUAUUUAUAGUGGGUGCCGUGAUGUGUGACCCUUGCCUGGCCCAUGCUGCCCCCCGGUGCUCCGCUUGACUGAAGUCGCUGAAGUCAGGGUUGAUCCGGGCAGCAUGUGGGUGAUCUUCAGACACUUGGCGAGGGUUGGAAAAUGAGCGUGAUUUGGUGGGUCUCGAACCUAAGUCCACUGGUUCACCACUCCCACACGCUAACCACUCGACCACCAGCGUGUAUUUAUUUAUAAUUUUUUUUUACAACAAAGGAGACAGCUCAAGGGCACAAAACAAGUAAACAAUAAUAAAAAAAAGCCCGCUACUCGCUGCUCACAAAAAGAAUCUAAAGAGGUGGCCGAAAGAGAGGUCAAUUUCUAUGAGGUUGAUGUUUGUUAAUUUUAGAGAUCUAUUUAUAUGGCAUUUUGAGUAUAUAUAUUUUAAAGUAUUAUUGAAUGCAUACAAAGUGAGUGAGAGAUAUAUGGACCAAGUUUAAAUGUAGUACUUCAAAUUAUACUUAUCAAUGAAGGACCAAGUUUAACCCGGUAGCAGCGACGGGCCAAAUUUGUGCCAUGAUAUAAACCUCCCAAAACAGAUGCUGCAUAAACUGAUCACACAUGCGUUGAUAUAUAUUAUGAAAUGGUUUGUGUGAGUGAUGAUUCUUUCUCAUUAUUUUACUUAGAGGGCCCUUUAACGUAACGUAACGUAACCUAACCUAACCUAACCUAACCUGACCUAACCUAACCUAAGAAACAUGACCCCCGCAGCUACCGGGUUAAAUGUCCUUCAUAUACUUACCAAUGGUGGACCAAGCUUAAAUGUACUUCAAAUUAUACUCACCAAUGAUGGACCAAGUUUAAAUUUACUUCAUAAGCUUAUCAAUCAGAGUAUUUUGUAAGAUACUGAGGUAAUGAUGGACUUUAUUAGGACAUAUUUCAUAGAUAUUUAAUAGUAUUUUGUAAUAUAGUUAAAUUAUCAAUGCACAACCAGCAGUCACAGGCUCCCUUGGGUGGGGUUGACGGGGACCCACGCCGCUUACAGAGCCACGACCGUACUCACCAAGACUUACCAGACCCGCCGUUGGUAAGUCUUCUGGGCGCGGAUUCAUCAAACCACUUACGAGACCCUGUUGUUGGUAAGUCUUCUAGUAACUCCAUCAUCUAGGAACGCGCUUGAUCUUAAGGCGACUCCAAUGCCAAUGAAAGAAGUGUCGACCAGGCCAGUACUUCAUUCAUUGUCAUCGGAGCGGCCUAAACUCAAGGAUCAUUCGUAGAGGACAGAUUUACUAAAAGACUUACCAACGACCGGUCUUGUAGUGGCUUGAUGAAUCCGGCCCCUGGUAACUCUAUGGGCCAGUUUUACAGUCCAAUACAGCACGUUCGUAAGCUCCCUAACCAAACACAAAAUACGACGAAAUUAAUUGUAGCUCUAGUAUUUGGCGUUGAUACAAAAAGGAGGAGGGAAUAUUAGAAUAGCUGGUUUUGAGUAGACAGAACGGAUCAUUGUGGCGGAUUUGGAUUGGUCCGGGCGCUUACAACAAUGAUUGGGGUGGACUGUCGAACCGGCCAUGUGUCCACUCUUACGAACGGUCCGUGUGUUCAGGUGACUCGGGUGACAGUGAAAGGACGACCAAGCUGUCACUUCAUCAUGUUAUCUCUUCCGUUUCUGCAAUCCUUUCCUUGUGUCCUUUCUUUUCCCUUUCAUCAUUCUUUCCUCUCUUUCUUUCUUUCCUUCCUUUUCCCUUCCGUCUUUCUUUCAUCCCUUUCUCUCUUUCUUCCUUUCUCUCUUUCCUUCCUUUUCCCUUCCAUCUUUCUUUCCUCCCUUUCUUCCUUCCUUCCUUCCAUCAUUCUUUCCUUCCUUUCUCUUUUUCUUCCUUUCUCUCUUUCCUUCCUUUUCCCUUCCAUCUUUCUUUCCUCUCUUCCUUUCUUCCUUCCUUCCUUCCAUCAUUCUUUCCUUCCUUUCUCUUUUUCUUCCUCUCUUUCCUUCCUUUUCCCUUCCAACUUUCUUUCAUCCCUUUCUUCCUUUCUUCCUUUCUCUCUUUCCUUCCUUUUCCCUUCCAUCUUUCUUUCCUCCCUUUCUUCCUUUCUUUCCUUCCUUUGUCUAGUUCCUUUCUUCCUUUCAUUUCUCUUUGUCUACCUUCUUUCCUUCAUUUCUUCUAUCCUUUCCUUUCCUUCCUUUCUUCCUUCCCUCCUUCAUUCAUUCAUUUCUCCCUUGUCUUCCUUCCUUCUUUCCUUCCUUCCUUCUCAUUGUCACAAACUCUCUCUCUCUCUCUCUCUCUCUCUCUCUCAUUGCUACCGGAACAACCCAAGACCAAUAGCGUUUGUAGUGGAGUUACCAGAGGAUCCGACAUACCAACAACAGGUCUCGUCAGUGGUAAGGCAAACUAUUCACAAUGUACUUAAAACCCACUUAAUGAUGUUGUGUUGUGUCUUCAGAGUAUUAAUGGGUGUUCGCAUAGUCAGUAUUAGUCAGCAAGCAAAACCAGGUUGUGUGGAAAUACAAAUAAGUUAUCCUUUGGCAAAUAAAGAAAUAUGAUUGAU
Eriocheir sinensis (Chinese mitten crab) is the source of this 5092-nucleotide messenger RNA. RefSeq lists its product as uncharacterized. Lineage: Eukaryota; Metazoa; Arthropoda; Malacostraca; Decapoda; Varunidae. The record is from RefSeq and is a predicted model, not a curated record. The coding region runs from base 4092 to 5087 and encodes 331 amino acids. The transcript is spliced from 2 exons.